GACGCGUUUGUUUGAUCGUUAUUUCCUUGAUUAGAGAGCACGUCACAAAGUUAAGUAUUUUUAUUUUCGUAAUAAUCCGAUUUUCCGUCUUUAUUCUUAGUAGAAAGUACUGAUGCUCUGGGUAAUUGGCUGCCCCUAAACCGGCCCUGGUGAGAGCGGGAUAGAAAGAGAAAGAACGUACAACAAAGAUGGCGGAUAAGUGGGGACGGUGGAGGAGGCACAACGUAGGAGGAAGAGGACGAAGAGAUUGCAGAGUAGAAAGAGAAGAGGAGAAAAGAGGACAAGACUACAGGGUGCGAGAUUCGUUAAGAGGGGCAAAGGGAAGAGGUGAUGGGUAUAGAGGGGUAACGAAGAGAAGAGAUGAGAAAAGCCGAGAGGAGAGGUAGCGAGAAGAGAGAUAGACACGGCUCGAAAGGGACGAGUGCGGCUUGGGGGUUUGGGUUAGCUCGUUCGACCCGUUAUCCCUUCUCUCCCGGAGUUCCGAGUUCUCCCUACCUGUCCUUGCUUCGAUUCGAACGAGUCCCACCACUCUCUCCCCUCCGGGAGCGUACGAAAAGUUUCCCCUUCCAGAGAUACACUUCACCGGCUGGCGGGCGACGAUCGCAAUUGCAAACCGCCGCUUUUCGAGGUAGACUCGUUUCGUUCCCCUACUCUCUGUUCCCCACUAUGAGGCACACAGCGAUACUAGCCAGCGAGCCAUACUACGCUCCCGCCACGGUGACGUCACUCUGAGUAGUGUAGUGCAGUGAGAAGGAGCGAAGCCAGCUCCAUCCGCGUUACAUGGCCCAAGUGAACGAAGCGAGUGCGUUUAAGACGUACAUAUACAAGCGUGCAUUGUAGCGCGAUCAAGUUGACGAAAAUAUCAUUAAUUUGUUUGAUUAAUGCACGUUGUUGUGACACGACAAGUUUAUUCGAUCGCGAGAAAGAUAGAAAAAUUUGCGCUUCGCUUUUGCUGAAAAAAAUAUAUUCGACGUAUAAUUCCAUUAACGAAAUAUGAGAGCGGUGAUGAUAAUAAGCAGUGAUGUGAAAUAAGCGACUACACGAGUUAUAAAGUGAAGUAAGAGUAAAAAAGAAAUUGAAGUAAGGAAAAAAGGAAAAAAAAGUGUGUUCGUGUGCGCGGUAAAAAAAAGUUAUACCUUGUAAUAUUUAGUAGAAAGAAAAGGCAACGAUUCGUAAAUCGAUUGUUCUUUUUUUUAAGUGGGUAGUUUCCGCGAGAGUUUGAAAGCGUAUCCACAGCCUCUUCGUCGGUGUACGAGAGAAAAACGGGAGGCGUUCGAAAAUUUGCAGGCAAAUCAACGCGAGUGUGAAUAUGCUUGGCAAAUAUGCGUUGGGAUGUAUCGCCCGCGCAUUGUGCCCGGUGUGCUUGGUGUGACGUGUGAUUAAUCGCUUUUCUUCAUACGCGAUUCAGUGGUAUACGAUGUGGUGUUCGGCGACGGUCCUGAUCCUUCUAGCCGUUGCCAUCAGUGGUGUCCACUAUCGAGGCUCCUCCUCUUCUUCUUCGUGGUCGUCGUUGUCGUCAGCGUGCGUCGCGACGCAAAAAUUUUAUUGCGUGAGCUCUGUAACCACCCUCUUCUGUUGGCCGAUCGUUCCACGGCGCUGCCCUCACGACAGCACUCAUCGUGCUUGGGGUCACCACCUUCCGGCUAGUGACUAGUGAUAAUUUGUUUGUUGCCAGUGAUUAAAUUGGGAGUGUCGAAGUGGGAGGAAACUCCUUUCUUCGUCGUGGAAUACACGUAACGGUUUCUUCGUUUCUUGUCGCGUGUGUGUCGCGAGCUAUACAUGAGAAAGUUUCUUCUCGUGAAUUGAAUAAGAAAUAUCAUUUGUGUCAUAUCGAAUCUAUUAUUUACUUAUUGAUUUGUCGCGAAACAAGUAAACACCGAUUGAAAGAAACCCGGCAAAGAGAAAAGAAGUUUCUUUUAGCCGACCUGCUGGCGGUAUUGAAUAUCGGUGGUGUGGUGAGAGUGUGCCGUGAUUAGAGUCGGGCGAAGUUGUGUGUCGUUGUACAGUGCCGCCAAACGAUACCACAACAUCCGAUCCCAAAUGAAGAGUUCGGAGCAAAAUGGUUAGAGAGACACGUCACUUGUGGGUUGGAAAUCUGCCGGAAAACAUCCGAGAGGAUCGUAUACGAGAGCAUUUCAAACGAUAUGGACGCGUGCAGAGCGUCAAGUUGCUGCCGCGGGGCGAGGAAUGCCCCGUGGAUGGAGGUUCCGGUGGUUCCCUCGGAGAAGGUAACGAGGGUGGUUCCGGUUCCAAUUCUGGCAACGGUGGUGGUGGCGGGGGCAGCGGUUGUUCCUCAGGCAGCACAGGGGGUGCCUCCGCGACGGUGGCGUUCAUGGAUAUCAAGUCCGCAGCGAAGGCCCACGCGACUGAACAUACCUUGGACGAACGAGCCCUUACCACACAAUACUACGAACCACAGCAUCUUCAGCACAGGUUUCCCUCGCACGGAAGUUCGGAGGAUCACGGAUCCGGCGGGGUUAGCGGAGGAGGAGUUAGCGGAGUCGGAAGCGGCGGCGGCGGGAGUUCCGGGAUCGUCGGCGGGAGCGUUGGAAGCGGAGUCGGCGGCGGCGGCGGCGGUGGCGGCGGCGGUGGCGGUGGCGGCGGCGGCGGCAGCGGAGGAUCCGCAAAUGGAGGCGGCGGCGGCGUUGGAAGCGGAAUCGGAGGCGGCGGCGGCGGCGGCGGCGGCGGCGGUGGCGGUGGCGGCGGUGGCGGUGGCGGUGGCGGAGUUAACGAGAGAGGAGAGAGGGAGCGGGAGAGGGAGCGGGAGAGGGAGAGGGAUAGGGAGCGGGACAGGGAUCGAGACAGGGACAGGGAGAGGGAGAGGGAGCGGGAGAGGGAGAGGGAGAGGGAGAGGGGGGGCGAGGGCUUCGAGUCACGUGGCUCGCACGGCAGUUUCUACACGAGCGAGCGAACCGGCCGAGGGGUCGGGUCCGGGGGUGGUGUCGGCGGUGUCGGCGGCGGCGGCGGUGGCAUCGUCGUCGGCGGCCAUCCGGCGGAUCCUUCUCCCGGUGAUCCUGGCGGCUACAUACCCCGCGGCCGUCCACCUCCAGCGAGCUCUUACCACGUGACAUCGAGCAGGGCGAGGGAUCGGCUCUACUCGAGAACCGGCCCGUACGCCUCCGGGCCGCCGCCCCCGCCCCACUUAGAUCGUCAUCGCGGCGGAUUGCCGCCGUCCUCUUGGUCGGCCUACGAGUCGACCACCUCGAGGUACGGGAACGCACCUCCGCCACCCUCCCCUGCCAACAACGAUGCCUACCAGGACGAACAAGAUUACAUUCGUCGUGUUGUUCCACUAGGCGGCGGUGGAGGCGGCGGCAGCGGCGGCAGCGGUGCGCUGCGACAGCACAAAAAACAGCGCAGAAAAUCGCGAAGCGGAAGCAGCUCGCCGAGCGGCAGUAGCCGUUCAGGGAGCAGCAGCAGCAGCCGCAGCGGUAGUUCCGCCGCCAGCACUUCCGGGGCAAGCACGUCGCCCGGCAGCUCGCCCCACCGAGGCGGAAAUGCGGCCGUCACCGAGGACCGCAGGCCGCUCGCCAUUUGCGUGCGUAAUUUGCCGGCACGCAGCAGCGACACAUCCCUCAAGGACGGCCUGUUCCACGAGUACAAAAAGCACGGGAAAGUGACGUGGGUGAAGGUGGUGGGAGCAGCGGGGGAUCGUUACGCGUUGGUCUGCUUCAAGAAGCCCGAGGACGUGGAGAAGGCGCUCGAGGUUUCCCACGACAAGUUGUUCUUCGGAUGCAAGAUCGAGGUUGCCCCAUACCAGGGUUACGAUGUCGAGGACAACGAGUUCAGGCCUUACGAGGCCGAGGUCGACGAGUAUCAUCCAAAGGCGACCAGGACCCUGUUCAUCGGCAACCUUGAGAAGGACGUCACCGCGUCCGAGCUUAGGAAACAUUUCGAGCCUUUUGGCGAGAUAAUAGAAAUAGAUAUUAAGAAACAAGGCGCGGUAUCGAGCUAUGCCUUCUGCCAAUACUCCGACAUAGGCAGUGUCGUCAAAGCUAUGCGAUCGAUGGACGGCGAACACCUGGGUGCGAAUCGAAUAAAACUCGGAUUUGGAAAGUCGAUGCCCACGUCCUGUGUAUGGGUUGACGGUAUCGGAGAUUGUAUGUCGGAAAAGUACCUGAACAUGCAGUUCCAUCAGUUCGGACCGAUAAAUCAGGUGGUCGUCGAUCGCGAACGAGGACAUGCCUUGGUCUUCUUCGAACAGAUCAGCUGCGCUCAAGCCGCCGUGAAGGAGAUGAGAGGUACCGCUCUUCGCGGCCGUCGGCUUCAGGUCGACUUCGCCUCGAGAGAGUGUCAAGAAACGUUUUACGAACAUCUGGAACGGCAGGGCAUCGCCGGUGAAAGGCCUUGGGACACUAGGCCUUCCCCGGCGACGACCUUCGAUGUCUCGAUUCCUUCCAGGCGGGAGCGCAGCAGUUUCGACUCCGGGGUAACGGUGUCGAACUCGAGUAGCCGGUUCACCCGCUACGAGACGCCCCCUCGGUCGAGAACGGCGAGUUACUCCCGCGCGUCAGGCGGCGGAAGCACGCCGGGCGCGAGCCCGGCCCACCCGACCGCGAUGUCGCGCAGCAGUAGACGCUCGUACCAGGACACGUACUACGACGGCGACUACAGCGAGCCCGCGCCCCGACGCUUCCGAAGCUAUGACGAGUUCAGCCAGGGGAGCGGGGCGAGCCACGACGACUACCAGAGCAGCGUGCUCGGGGACGGCAAGUUGAACGACGACGACUGCCCGCCCCCCUCCCGCCGCCACGCCGUGCAAAGCGUCGUGACCAGCGUCGAUCCGCCCGCCCCGCCCCCUCCGCUCCUCCCGCCCCCCGACAUAAGGCACCUGCAGAAGGAGCGGGUCCACCUGUUGGAGCAGCUCGAGGAGUGUCACAGCAGCGGGGACGAGGUCGGUUUCGCGCCCAAGAAACGCGCCAAGCUCGACGGGGCCGGGUCCACCACGGCCAUACUCUGCGAGGACGACGAGCCCGAGAUCGCCUCGUUGCUGGUCACCUCACACUCGAGCAGGAAAGGCAUGGACAUACGGCGAGUAAGCGACGGCAAGGUAGUCAUACACCAUAGCACGAGGAGGGGUAGCUGCGAGGGUAGAGGGCCGGGGCCUUGCAAGCGGCGUCGCGAUGUUGCGAACAGGCAUCACGAGCAUCACGACGGAUCGCGGCCAGGGACGCCGUUGGUGGACGAGAGGCCGGAGAACUUGGUGCCGAGCGAGCCGAGGCGGUUUCGGGAGAGGAGCCACGACGGCCCUUUGUCGUUGCCGUUGCCAAGGUUCGCUGCCCAAAUGUUGAGUAACAACAACAACAGCAACAGCAACAACAACAACAAUAACAACAGCAACAACAACAGCAGCAGCGGCGGCGGCGGCGGCAUCAACAGUAACAGCGGCGGCCGACCGAGCGGCAACAACUCGAGCCUCGCCAAGAUGAGCAGCCCGCCGUGCGCCAAUCUGUCCACGGCGCCCAGUCCCCGCACGGCCCCCCAGCCCCCGGCUUCCCCCCCGCCGCGCCAUCCCAGCCCAAGCCCGACGAGCUCGGACAGCGAGACGGCCCCCCAAUCGCCCAGCCUCGAGGAAAGGAUACGCUCCCUCGACGAGAAGUACGAGAAGUGGUCGGGGUCGAGGGCGUUGAGCGCCGCCGGCGGCGACGCCCUCGCCAAGCUCGACGCGACCGCGUCCGAGAGGUUCAGGUUUCGCCACAAGUUGCUCGACCUGGAUCUGCACGAGGUGCAGCCAAGCGACAUAGUGAAGUCGGUCCUAGCGAAGAGGAGCGUGUUCGACGAGGACUCGAAGCGUUUGGAGAAUUUCAGCGAGAAGUACGAGCCGAGAGAGUUCACGGGCGUGAUAGGCGUCGGCUCGAUGAUGGCCGCCACCGCGGCCGGCCUCGCCUCGAGCGCCGCCUGUACCGGCAAAGUCUGUCUGCAGUAUCCGUUUCCUAGUCACCCGCCGGUACAACUGUCAACGUCCGCGUCCGUCACCAGCCAAAUCGUCGCGACCACGACCACCGCCACCGCGACCAUCAUCACCUCCCUCCCCUCGAGUUCAAGCUUGUCGAAGGCCGCCGACCCGAGGACGGCAAGCGCGCAGCACAACUGCGUGCACCCAACGCCUACCGCGCCGGUAACACCCGGCACCUCGGUCAAGACUGUCAGCCCCGAGUUACCACCCGUCUCGUUACCGACGAUCGGUAACGGAACUGCAGCCAACAAUAGUAAUAGUAGUAGCGGCGGUUUAGCCAGUAGUGUUCUUAGCGGCAACGGUAGUAGCGCGAGCGGUGUUCUUGGAGCGUCCACCGCGCGAGGAUUGGCCAGUAGUAGCGGCACGGCGACGUGCUCCACGACCACCACCACCACCACCACCACCUCCACCUCCACGACGACCGUCUCGACGACGACAACCGUCUCCUCCGCCGUUACACCGUCGAGCAACAACAAUGCUCAGACUUCCACCGUCUGCUCAGGGUCGUCGUUGUCGACCACGACGACGACGACCACGACCACGACGAGUACGAGCACGACGGCGACGACGACGGCGACGACGACGACGACGACUGCCAUGGCGACGACGUCGUCGUCGACGUCCAUUGUCGCUUCCUCCACGAUCCCUUCCUCCAUCACCACCACGUCCUCUUCCACCUCCUCUUCCUCUUCCUCUUCCUCUUCCACCGCAUCGUCCCUGUCGUCGUCAUCCUCGGAGAGCUCGCGCUCCAGGCCGAGGAAAGAGGUGGGCGGCAGCCGCGAGGGCAGAGACGGUUCCAAGUACAGCGGCGGGAAGAGCGGGAAGGAUUGCCAGAGGAAGUCGAGGAAGGAGGAGAGCUCUGCGGAGGCGGAGAGGAGUCAACGUAACAAGGAGCGGGGGGAGGAGAAGGACGCGGGGACGGCGGGGAGCGAGGUCGGAGACAGCGAUAAUAGCGGGCAUAACGCGUUGAGGGAGAGCAAGGAGAUGGCUCGUUACGAGAGGAAGGAGAGGGAGGAGAAGGAGCGGAGGGAGAAGGAGGAGAGGCGGGAGAAGGAGGAGGAGAGGAGGGAGCGGGAGAGGCUGGAGAGGGAGCGGCAGGAGAGGGAGAGGAGGGAGCGGGAGGAGAAGGAGAAGGAGCGGGCCGAGCGGGAGAGGAGGGAGCGGGAGGAGAGGGAGAGGCGGGAGCGGGAGGAGCGGGAGAGGAAGGAGCGGGAGGCGCGGGAGAAGCAGGAGAAGGAGAGGGCGAGGAAGGAGAGGGAGGAGCAGGAGAGGCGGGAGAAGGAGGAGAGGGAGAGGAGGAGGGAGGAGAAGGAGCGGGUCGAGAGGGAGAGGAAGCGGGAGAGGGAGGAGAAGGAGAAGGAGCGGGUGGAGAGGGAGCGAAGGAAGGAGAAGGAGGAGCGGGAGCGGGCGGAGAAGGAGAAGAGGGAGAGGGAGGAGAGGGAGAGGGUGGAGCGGGAGAAGCACGAAAGGGAGAAGAGGCGGGAGCGCGAGGACCAGGAGAGGCGGGAGAAGGAGAAGUCCGAGCGGGAGAAGAGGAGGGACAGGGAGGAGAAGGAGAAGGAGAAGAGGAGCAGCCGGGAGGAGGAGGGGAGUAGGCGACAACCCACCGAGAAUCACGUUCAUCAAUCCGCCUCGCAAUCGCAAAAUCAAAUAUCACCAGCCCCGGUGUCCAUCAAGCGGCGGUGCUCGUCGCAGGAUGGGCCGCCCGAGGAGGAGGCGAAACGGAUGAAGAUCUCCGAGCACAGGAGGGACAGCAAAGACCGGCCUAGACAGUCGAACAGGAGGUCGGAGGAUCGAAAACACCGGAACGAUUCUCACAGGUCGAGCCGGGAGAGCAGGGAGAGCCGGGACAGCAAGGAGAGCCAGGGAUCUGGCCAAGGGUCCCAGGACAACGGUGGCAGGGAGCAGCAGCAGCAGCAGCAGCAUGGUGGCGGUGGAGGCGGAGGUGGGGGCGGCGGGGAGGCGAACAGCAGGGAGAGUCAACGGGAGAACAGCCGGGAGACUAGCAAGGAGAAGCAACGAAGCAAGAGGAAUCGUUCGGAGAAGGAGUCGAGGGAACGGAGCCCGAGGGUGUCGCACGAGUCGGAUAAAGAGUUCCUAUCGAGACUGGACAUCUCGAAGCGCAAUGAUUCCAACUCGCCGAGCGAGCAGGCUGCGGUCGGUUCGAAUCAUUCGCGAGAAAUGCAGCAGCAGCAACAGCAGCAGCAACAGCAGCAGCAGCAGCAACAACAGCAGCAGCAGCAGCAGCAACAGUCUUCCAUGAAUCUGCACAGCGACGUGGACGAUGGCCCUUUAUCGACUCACGACAUCCAGAUGGCCAGACAUCCGUCCGCCACUACCGACACGGACAGCGACGAGCCGAAGAAACACUCGAUUUUCGACAUAGUCGACGAUGAACCCGCUUACAUCAGCAUGUACGACAAGGUGAAGGCACGCUCGACGAAGAACAUGCAGAAACUGGAGGAGGAGAAGCGGCAAGUGCGGCUGAAGGACAAGUUCUCUCAGUUGAAGCAGAGUCGAGCGAGGAGGGAGGAGAAGAAGCAGAGCACCUCGUGGGACGGCGACUCGGUGUCGAGCAAGGCUUUGACGGAGGAUGAGGCGACCUCCGAAUCUGACUCGGCCAGGGCCAAGUCUUUGUCGAGGAAGAGUUCCAGAUCCCGAAUUCACUCUGAUACCAGCGAGGAGGAGGAGUCGUUCAACAACAAGAUUCGAAAGGUGGUGAAGACCGAGAGGUUCUUGGAGAGCGACGUCGACCUCGGAUUCGCCGAUACGGAGGAGAAACACAAUUCUCUGGAGACGGCGAACGUGGUAGUGAAUAGCGUUCACUCGAACGUGAAGGAAGAACCUCGCACCUCGGACGACGACGAAAGAGUUCCCGUUGCUUUCCGUGGCAAUCACCCGGCGAUCGUGGUCAACAAUCACGAGCGCGACUCCCGUAAAAAGUCGCACAAGAAGAAGCAAAAGCGGCAAAAGAACUCGAUAUCGAACGAGGAGAACAGCUUGAAAACCGAGCCGUCGGAAACCGUGGCCGAGCACAAGAACAAGUCGAACACCGUGGCGAGCGGCAACACGGAUUGUCGACCCAAUCACACGUCCGAAUCCAUCAACGUGUCCACGACCACGACGUCCGCCGCGGCUGCUGCGCUCGAGAAUACGGAGGAAAGGAUAAGAUCGGACAAGAAGCAACGGAAUAAGAAGGACAAGAGGAGGGACAGGAACAGUGACGACAAAGCCAAAGCGAGGAGGAAGAGGUUGAACAGGCAGGAGGCUAGGGAUUCGCAACGAAUGGAGGACAUAUUCGGUCCGUUGUCGGACGACGUGGACGACGGCCCGUCGAACAAUGCUCUUUUCAAUCGGUUGGGUAACAACGCGUACGCUUCGGACAGCGACGGUGGCCACAGUCCUGGGUUGGACGUGGAGAGGGCCAGGCGAAAGGCGGAGAAGAAGCAGCGUCGCCACCAACCGGAGGACGAGAACAGCGUGGACUUGGCGGAGGCGGGGCGUGAGAUCGAGGCGAAGCUUUUAGGCCUGCCCAAUUCGCCGAAAUCGGGCGUGGCUUGUACGGAAAGCAACGACCACGAUGUGUUUCGCUUCACCGACGACAACGAUAGCGUGGAACCGUCCACGCCGUCCGCUAUUCCCGAGAAGGUGAAAGAGAAGAAGAAAAAGAGAAAAAAAUCGAAGGAAGAGCGUAGCCGAAAGGAUUACCAUCACCAUCACCACCAUCAUCAUCAUCAUCACGAGAAAAGCGGCGAAUUGCCUUAUUUGGGUGCGGAUCCCAGUCCUCCUAGGGCCAGUAGCCCUCUUGUAUCGAAAACGAUGUCUCCUACCUUACCUACACCCAGGGAUACAUUGCUGAGUCCCAUUCCGAAAGUGGUAUCCAACGUGACGACUAUGCCAUCGAUGACGCCCCCUCCCGUGGUUGGAAGUGGCAUCCAAUCGGCAAAGACGGAGAAGAAGAAGGACAAGUUUAUACCAGGUUUCGGUAUCGAGAUCGAUGAAACGAUUCAUGACAACGCGGUGAAGAGCAUCUCGGAGCCGGAGGAGCGCGAGAGCAAUUGUCAGUCGCGCGGCGGUAGGGAGGAAGCGGAGGUGAACGCAUCGACAACGCCACCUACGCAAACGGAGGACAAGCCACGAGUCGCCAUCUCUCAGGAAGAGACGGAGGACGCAGUCGCUGCCCUAUUGGAGGAGACUUUCGGUGGAUCGACGGAAGAUUUCUCGUACGAGGGUGAGGAAGAGGACGCGGAGGCGGAAGACACGGUCGGAGCGACGGCCGAGGCGCCUCAAGAGGAUGUCGAGGAGAUGCAACAGGCCGUGGAAAGUUUGAACGCUUCGACGGGAGAGGGGGAAACCGAUAUGAAACCCGACACUCCUCAAAGCGAGCACGAUCUGCAGAUAGACACGGAUACGGAAGAGGAUCCCAACUACGAGACGUUCGAUUUGACGCAACCUCCCAAAACGCCAGACAUUCCAUCUUUCUACAAAUCGCCCACGAAAACCAUCAACGCUAUCGCGCCUCCUCUGGCGGCGACGACGGAGAAGACCAUCGAGUCGCGAAUCUCGUCCAUACCCGUGAAAUCGCAGAGUCCACCGCCGACCUCCGUGAUCGCGCACUCGUGGAACUUGAACGAGAAGCCGCGAGAAAUAGCGAAAACCGUGCAAGCGAUGGAAACCGUGGAGACAAACGUGACCGCGGCCAGCCCGGAGAGGAUUAACUCGCAGCAGGCGCGUCGAGCUUCGACCUCGCCACCUCCUCAAUACAAACAGCCAGUCUUAGGCCCGUGCAGUGUACCGAUUACCAGUGAAACUCCUAGAAUAGCCGCCGUCAGUCCUAGGCCACCGCCGAUCAGUGUGCAGUCCUUGUACCAGAAGUUGCCCGUUUCGCCGCAAUCUCAGAUGGUACCCAUGCGACAAACCUCUCCCCGAAUGCAGAACAUCCCCGCCGUCUCGACAUCAGCCUCCUCGAAUCAGACUCCCCUCCCACCUCUGGUUCCAUCCAGAAUGCCGCCAUUGGUGCCGUCGCAAUUGUCGCCGAGAAUCCUGCAACCGUUGUCACCCAACGGGCAAUGGUCUCGAAAUUCGGCGCUCAGCCCGCACGUACCGAGCGUCGGUAAACCGUCUCCUCCGCCGGCAAGGAUAGCGGUGAGCGUGCCCGUUUCGGCGCACAGACCGGAAGCACCCGCGCAACAGAUUUAUUCAACGGCUGCCACCCAGCAACCCGUCAUUCAACACGCUCCUGGAAUGAGAGCUCUGGCGCCUAGUCAUCCGAGAGGAGGCUUGCCACCUCUCACGCUCAAUAUCCCACACCGUCCUUACAUGUCUGUACCGCCGUUGGCUCCGGGUGUACAAGUGAAAAGCUCGAGGGAUUCCACCCUGGGUGGGAAAUCCGUGAUUGAGACGUUACUUCCGGUAAAUCCUAACGAGCCCCCCCAGCGACUCGAGGAACCGAAAUUAUCGCCAGCUGUUAUUCCAGAGCCCACGAACAAGGCUUCCACCUCGCCAAAAGUUCCGUCGCCGAAUCAACCGCCCACGUAUAUUCCCGAGACGGCGAAGAUCGAGAUAAACGCCAGUACGUCGAGCCCAGUGUUCGGCAAACCGACCAACAUCUCGGACACUUGCUCCUUGUCGUCCAGAAAUCAGAAACAAAUUUCAGGCGCCAUAACGACGGAUGGUAAUCUGUUGUCCCCGAGGCAGAAGCAAGAAAUUUCGAGCCUUCAACUUUUAACUACUCAUGUGCCACGCUCCUCAACGCCGAGCCCUGUGAUAGUCAGUCACGGACAAUCUCACCUAGUCCACAAGUCUGUGGUGCAUACUAUCGGUGCAUCCACCGUCUCUUCGGCCAAUCAACCAUUGAUCAAGACGGUCGUACCCAUAGUUUCGCAGCAGAUCGCGUCCACGGUACCCGUUUCAGUAUCCGAAGAGAAAUGCAUCAUCGCGCAGGCGUCGUUACCUCUUAGCACGAGCAAGAGGCACUCGCCGAUAAUGCAGAGCAGUCAGUUGUCGAAGCCUCAUAUACCAUUAGUAUCCACGGUGUCGCAAGCGAUUAUAGCUAGAACUGUACCAUCCACGGUAUCCACGACGGUGUCGUCGCCACCUAUCAACACCGAGCAAACGACCACCGAGUGCGUGGAAUCGCGACUAUCUUCGGACCAAGAGCUGGAAGUGGAUCCCGACGUACAGAUGGCGCAAACGGCGCAGCCCAUGCAACUUACUCCGCCCAUACAACCUACACAACCUAUGGACAUUAUAAAAGAAGAACCGCCCGAAAUUUCGAAACGAGAAGACACCACGAUAAAAGAGGAAUCGCGCAGCGAGGAAUCGGAACGUCCGUUGAAUCAACCAAUCUGUACCAACGUGGACGUGAAUAAUCUUACCAAGGUAGAGUCACAGGAUCUUGUCAAAUCGGAAAAAUUAUUAUGCACGCCGAAAUGUGAAUCUAACGAUAACAAUCUUGUCCCGAAAAUGGAAAUCGAGCCCUCCUCGGUUAAGUCAGAGUCCGCGAGCAACGAGAUCAAGGAAGAGGAGGCCGUGAAAGAGAACGAGGAAGCGGAUAUGGACGAGGAACCGGCGGAGGAUCCGUUGAAAGAACCGAGCACGGAUCCGCUCGCCAUCGACGUGUCUAAAGAGGAUCCAACGGAUAGUAAGGAGGACAGUGAUUAUUGGUCGGCCAAAGAAGUGAAUAUCGAGAGCGUGAUAAAGAAAGUGGACGCGUUGUGCGAUGGCGAGGGCAACGACGGUGACGAGGAAACGCAACAUGAACAAAACGCCAGUAACGAGACGCAAGAGCAACCGAAAUCCAAUGAAUCUGAAUGGUUCAACGCCGAGGUAACCGAAACCGAGAGCAAGAAGAACUUUACGGCGAACGAUGAUCAAGAUGAGGGCGUGGAAACGUGCGAAAGUGAAUCUACGAAGAGUCGUCGUGGUAGAACAAAGAGCAGACGUGGAGGAGGUAGCCGAGGUGGAGUAACCACCAGGCGAAGCAGUAGAAAUACCGCUACAGUGGUGCAUAAACGCGGAGCGAGAACUCCUAGAGGAAGCAAACAUCACGUGGAGAAGAACAAAUUGCCAGCUGACGUUUACGAGUUUCACGAUGACAGUGAGGAAGACAAUGCCGGACGGCCACGAUUGAUUCUAACGAUCAAGUCGCCAGUACCGAAUUUAUCCGGCCCCAAUGCGCAACCAGCGACACCUAUUGCUGCAGUGAAGGAAGUACCGCCAGAAGAGUUUGUCCCUCCAGCGGCGAACACGAGAAAGUCGAGGAGAUUGGCCGAGAGGGAUGGAAUUAGAAACACGAUCGACGAUGUGAUCGAAGAUGUUGUUCGUGGUUCCGCGGUGAAUAAGAGUGUGUUAGGAGGAUCUGGUAAUGUUCAUGCUACUAGACGAAGUACUAGGCACAACAAUUCGCCUCGUGUACAGGCCGCGAUGCAAUUGACUGAACCUAGAAAGUCGCCGAGAAGCAUGCGCGGUAAAUCUGCGCGGAGAACAUCCGAGAACGACGAUGACGAAGAGUAUCGUGAAUUGAUGAAAAUGAAGGAAACACCAUCCAUACCUCAAGAACUUCAAAACAAAGAGGAGAAUGUUCCAACUCCGGAUGAAACUCCAAAAGCGGAGGAGACCACUCAAACUAUACCAGAACCAACGCAGAAACCAGUUUCUCAUGAACCGAUGACGCUGAUAGAUCCGGUGACUGGAAUGUUGAUACCGAUGAGGGAGUCGGAGGAAGGUCAAUACAUUCCAGUUUCUACGACCUCUGGACAGACGCAAUCUGUAAACAGAAACGCGUGCGAGUCCAGAACUGCCCCAGUAAUGAUGGCGAAUACUGUUCCUAACACGAGUGGAGUGUUAAGACCGAAACCACCUCAACCAGAAAAUCUAAGUAUUUCCGAAGAGCCGAAAAAGGAACAAGUUCAAGAACCGAGCCAAAAUCAACAGAUUCAACCACAGACCAGCGUUAUAACGAAACCACAAUCUCCGGUAGUUCAAGUAACCUCUACGGUCAGUAUAAUUCAAUCAGCGACAACUUCCACCACAGUUACUUCUGUGGCUACAACAACGGUGGCGAUGCCAACGACAUCUACCUGCUCAACUCAGUCGAAGCCUACGAGCCUCAAGGCUCAUGUAUUAAAUGCCAGUAAAUUAGCUACACCAGUGCAACAACAAGUGGUGAUCACGAAACCAGCAACUCCUAGCGUGCCUAGCCAAUCGGUUGUGCAGAACAUCGUAAAAUCCACUCAACCGAUGCAAGGUCUACACUUACAAGUGUCCAGUAAUAGAGUGGUCUCGCCGAGUUUGAGCCCACGCAGCAAACAAACACCACAAAUUAGCGCGGCGAAUGGAAAAAGUCAAGGGCAGCCUAUGUCACCGGUUCUCAACAAUACUGGUGUUCCACCGAAUCCGAAACAACAUCUCUUACAAGCGGCCAAACAACAAACAUCCGCGAUAGUGAAUCUUCCUUCUCAAAAAUUACCCAUGAACGUCCAUCCAGCUAAUGUAACUACAACACCUACCCCAAGAAUCCAUCAACCUGUUUCCCAACCAACAGCAUUAAAGGCUAUUAAUGGCCAGCCACAUCCUCUGAAUCCAAAAACACAUUUGUUGCAAGCAGUGGUGCCACCAAUGGUCACAGGUGCAGUGGCCAGUCCACCUACUCAACCUCACAUGUUGAAUCCACAACCCGCAAAUGUGAGCUGUUCACGACCUCCAGCACCAAAACCAUCAGUAACGGGAACAAUGGAACCACCGAAAGUAGAAGUAUCAAUGUCUGGCUGUAUUAUGGUUCCAACUGCUAGUCCUCAAGCUCGAGGGGUACCAAUAUCAACUUAUGAAGGGCCAUUGCAUGGAAGUGCGGGUGCUACUCCAUCACCAGGGGGCCAAUAUGGACUUGUCCCCCCACAUCGAUCCCAGAGUCCUCCAUUGCCUCCACCUGCCCAUCAUCAUACUAAUGCUUCUCAGGGUGACGUUGUAAACCACUUUGGAGGUUUAGCAAGAGGAGCAGAGAUACCACCUCAUUAUAUGCAUCCGCAAAUGCUGCAAUAUCAGUACCUUCGUGCACAACAAGAGGCAUUGACAGCUCCACGGAUAUAUCACAUUCAAGAAACUCGAUCUCCUCAUUUACCAUUAGAUCCUAAACUUGAAACAGGCAUAGAAGACAGUCACAGUCCACCAUUGGAAUUAAGACGUAGCGCAAGAACACCCCAAGAUCGGACUACUGAUAGUCCUCAAGUAGCUCAAGUGUACAUGAUGCAUGGAACAGUGAGAUUGCCACCACCACCGCCGCAAUAUAAUGCUGGUAGUAAUCCAUCUUUAACUGGUGCGCCAACAGCUGCCAGAGGUGGUUUUUACGAACCUCCACCGGCGCAUUUGCGUUCUCAGUAUCCUAUCGCUGCCAGUGAAGCGCCAAGUGACAGAGCAAUUACACCAGAUAGGCCUAGAAAACACCAAGUAGUCACUCCACCUCAUGCUUCUCAAGUGCCACCACAAGCAGACUCUUUUCAAAUGUUAUUGCAACGUUAUCCAGUUAUGUGGCAAGGACUAUUGGCUCUUAAAAACGACCAAGCAGCAGUACAAAUGCAUUUCGUUUUUGGUAAUCCCAAUGUGGCAAGGGACAGUUUACCGUGUAAUAGCGAUGGCUCUACUCCACCAUUGAGAAUCGCUCAGAGAAUGAGAUUGGAACAAACUCAGGUCGAAGGAGUAGCGAGGAAAAUGCAGAUGGAUAAUGAACACUGUAUGCUCCUCGCUCUUCCUUGUGGUCGAGACGAGGUAGACGUACUACAACAAAGCAAGAACCUCCAAACCGGAUUUAUAAUGUACCUACAGCAAAAACAAGCUGCUGGAAUUGUUAACAUCGCUGCACCAGGAUCACAGCAACCUGCGUAUGUAGUUCACAUUUUCCCAUCGUGUGACUUCGCAAACGAGAGCUUGGCGCGAAUCGCGCCGGAUUUAUUGCACCGUGUCGCAAAAAUCGCUCAUUUGCUCAUCGUUAUUGCCACCGUUUGAGGCCAGCCAGUGGUCUAUUGGAUUACAAUCUAUCUAUAUUUCUCGCCUUCACGCACUUGUAGGACACUUCGCACGUGGCAUGAAGCCUGGAGUGUCCUCCCGACGAAGUGCAGUAUCGUACAACAAACGAUGAGAGUAUUUCCGAGGGAAUGAAAUGUUUCUCCUCUGGAGUUAUAUCAGUGACAAUCAAACGGAUUCUUUUGCGAAUCGUGCCGACCUUCUAGAUCGUAGGCCUAAAACGUAGGUACGGGGUUGUGUAACGUAAGAGAGGCUAGCACGGUCAAUGUACCAACAUCACCGAGCGUGUCUUUCUUCUCCAGUUUAAUUUGCGGUGACGAGUUCCAUUCCAUAUGGAAUGAUUCGUAGUUCGCUCAUCACUGAUGACGUUUGUGAGAUCGACCGACAUCACUCUUGGUCUUUCUGACAAGCGGAUCAGGCACAACCCCAAUCCUUAGUGAAGACCUUCGAUUGAUAAAAAAAAACCACGCGAUGUCCUCACUGUGAAAAGAAAAGAUAAAGGGAGAAAAAGAAAAAAGAAAAAAAGAAAAAAAAAGAAGGAACAGAAAACUCACAAAGCUCGUCCCUCCUCUAGGAAAACAGUAAAAUAAUAUACUACCGUUACUCUAGAUGGACAGUCGAUUUCAUAAGUAAAAGGAUAGCAGAAGAUUAAAAAAAAAAAAAAAAAAAACUAACGUACCCUACCACUAUAAUACACGAGCUAUUUUAAGUAAGGCUUAGAUAUUAAUGAUACUGUAUAAAUUAUAAGCGAGCCAGCGAGGGCAUAACUACUGUGAUUUUAAUUAUUUAACGAUAUAUAUCUGCGUAAAGACGAAGAAAACAAAAAAAGUAAAACAUAAAAUAGUGACCGAUUCUGGUCCACGCGGUAUGUGAUGUGUUUUUUGUAUAAUAUUGCUCUAUAUAAAUACCUAUGUAUUAUAUUACCUGUAACAAUAGUUGCUGCUGCCGCUGUUGCUGCUGCUGCUCGUAUCGAACUAGAAAGUAAAGUUACGAUCUAGACUUCUAGUGAAAAAAAACAUGCAAAAGGACUAUCUAAAAUAGUGUUUAUCCUAGUGUAAUAUAAUUUCCCAUAGCAGGAUGUAACAUAUUAUUAUCAUUAUUAUCAUCUUAGCACUAUGUACAUUAUAAACAAAUUUUUAAUAUUCUUAUUUUGAUUCUUUAUUACUAUUAUAAUUAUUAUUCAUUUUAUUAUUAUUAUUAUUAUUAUUAUUAUUAUAUCAUCACCAUUAUCAUCAUUAUUGCUGUCAUCAUCAUCACUAGUAUGGCUAUCAUUAUUAUUAUAUUAUCAUUAUUACUAUUAUUAUCAUUAUUGUGUUAUUAUUACUUAUUAUUAAUUACUACUACCACUACUGCUACUACUACUAUUACUAUUAUACUAUUAUCACCACUAUUACUACUAUUAUUAUUAUCACUAUUCUACUACUACUAUUAUCGCUGCUAUCAAUUAUUAUUAACGUUAUUACAUCAGGCUAGUUAGAACGUACCAAUCAGCAUAUUAAAAAAAAAAAAAAAAAAAAAAAGAAGAAGAAAGGGGCUCAAAAGUAUGUCAUAUUGGACGAAUAGGAUACAGUAUGACCGAUCUCAUUGACCAUUGACGUCGCCCCGUUCUGUACACUUCCAUCCCCAUUUCUCUUAUCCUUUAUCGCCUUCUGCGCGAUGUGUCAUAGACUCUUUAGCAAUCGUAUCGAGGAUAAUAAUGCGCUUACGUGUAUAGACCAGAAGUUAUAUUAUAUCACACGGAGCCGUGAAUGAAAAAAAAAAAAAAAAAAUACAUUA
Messenger RNA from Apis mellifera (honey bee), 17749 nucleotides. Its product is annotated as protein split ends. Gene Ontology annotation, biological process: regulation of transcription by RNA polymerase II. Lineage: Eukaryota; Metazoa; Arthropoda; Insecta; Hymenoptera; Apidae. Gene Ontology annotation, cellular component: nucleus. The transcript is spliced from 13 exons. The record is from RefSeq and is a predicted model, not a curated record. Bases 2060 to 15955 code for a protein of 4631 amino acids. Gene Ontology annotation, molecular function: mRNA binding.